Molecule: messenger RNA, 1926 nt
Organism: Drosophila obscura
Lineage: Eukaryota; Metazoa; Arthropoda; Insecta; Diptera; Drosophilidae
Exons: 4
Coding region: 104-1045 (313 amino acids)
Cellular component (GO): membrane
Molecular function (GO): phosphatidylinositol bisphosphate binding
Source: RefSeq, a predicted model, not a curated record
UAGUCGCGAAGUUAAUGAACCAUUCUUGAAAACUGUCUGACCGGACUAUUAAAAGUGCAUUUAAACCAAACCAAAUCAGCCACACACGAGCACCCCGAAGACAAUGACCAAUAUCCGAACGCUGGUGCCGGAGCUGGCGGAGCAGGCUCGCAUAAAGCUCAAGGAGGACGAGACGACCAGGGCGGAGUGCAUCGAGGCGCUGCGUGCCUGGAUCACUGAACUUAACUACCUGCAGGCGCGCACCGACGAUCAGUUUCUGGUGGCCUUCCUGCGCCACUGCCACUGGAACGUGGAUGAAGCCAAGAAGCGCGUGUUGUUCUAUUACACAUACAAGUCCAAAGAGCGCGAGCUCUUCAAGAGUCGCCUGGUGGACGAUAAGCUACUGGAGAUGGCUCGCUCUGGCAUUUUCGCCACGUUGCCCAAUCCGAUCGGACCCGGCGGCCCCCGCAUCCACUACACACGCAUGGGCCACAUAGAGCCCUCGAAGCACAGUGUGAGCGACAUUUUCCGCUUCCAUGCCUUCCGCGCCGAAAUCGAGAUCAACACGGACGACAACUGGAACAUUGCCGGUGUGGUGGAGAUAAUUGAUUUCACCAAGAUCCCCUACUCGUUGCUCCUCCAGUUCGACCCAGGCAUGUUCCGGCGCAUGAACGCCUUCCUCGAGCACGGCAUACCCACGAAUUUAGUUGCCACCCACAUCGUGAACGCGUCCCGCGAGACGCAGUUUGUGCUCGGUCUGGUGCGCAAUGCAAUGAAGCAGAAAGAGCUGCUGCACAUCCACUCCAAUCUCGAGUCGCUGCAGCGCGUCAUCGGCAAGGAGUACCUGCCCGCGGAGUUGGGUGGGGAUAAUGGAACUCUGGGCGAUGCAAUGACGCGCUAUGAGACCCAGCUGACCGGCUUUGCCACGUACUUCAAGGAAGAGGAACGCUACGGCGUGGAUGAGAAGCUGCGUGAGGCCAGCGAGAAGGAGCAGGAAAGGGCCCCUCCGCCGUUGGGGGCUGGCGCCGCCCACGAGGCCUCCUUUCGCAAGCUGAACUUCGAUUGAGGCGUGCUGGCGUGCUGGCGGCCCAUAAAUGUCGUGUGGCAGCAAGUUGUAUAUUCAAAUGCACAUACUACUAUUUACACCCCCCCUCUAUAUAUACACAUACAAAAAUGCAUACAAACAUACAUGCGGAUAUGUACACACAAAUGUAAAAAUACCACAGCUCUAUAGCGAUCCUUGGUCAUGGCAGAACCUGAUAUUUUAUAAAAGAAAAACCUAAUCGAGCAGCAGCAUGGAACCUAGAGGCAAAUCCAACAAUAUUAUAAACAAGUCCACACUAAAAGCGAACCCCACAAAACAAAAAGAAGAAUAUGAAACGCCAUCAAAUGGUAAAAAAAACCUCACAUGAAUGUCGAUUAUAAUUUAUUGUUGUCCUUAUCAACGCACACCCAUACUUACUUACUUACACAUACAUUCUAACAUCCAGGCGGCUAUGGCGGCCCGUACUCGGCUUUGCCGCGACAAUUUAUCCGCCCCCAUAACGCAUUUCGCUCACCUCACGAUGAUGAACGUUUCCACGUCUUCUACUUAAGUGCUAAGUUCUUGUUGGCUUUUAUUUUAAAUGCAUACGCAUACAUACAUGCAUACAUACAUUCAUGCGAACAUACAUACAUACAUAUAUUUUUUCGAUAAUUUUUGCGUUAGUUAAGUGUCGUUUCUACUAAUUUUUGAUACUAGUUUACACAUGUACAUGUACACCUAUAUUAUAUCGUAUGCAUACUUGCAUAUGUACAUACCUAUAAUAUAAAGUCGAAAUACAAACAUACAGUUUAUAAAUGACAGCGUAUUGUAGUGUCCCCUGUUGAGUGCGUUAAUAAAUUAAAAAGAAUUUGUUUAAAUGUCAAACAAGUGCAAAGUCACACCAAAAGGGGUGUAUUACUUGA